Mangifera indica (mango) is the source of this 1890-nucleotide messenger RNA. Its product is annotated as probable mediator of RNA polymerase II transcription subunit 26c. Gene Ontology annotation, cellular component: nucleus. The record is from RefSeq and is a predicted model, not a curated record. The coding region runs from base 563 to 1666 and encodes 367 amino acids. The transcript has 9 exons. NCBI's taxonomy places the organism in Eukaryota, Viridiplantae, Streptophyta, Magnoliopsida, Sapindales, Anacardiaceae.
UGUGUCUGUCCAUCUCCCAAACCACAACAAACCAAAACUUGGUUCAAAGGGAUAGAUAGCAUCGCAAAGUCUUGCUGUCUUCUGACUCACCACCAGAACCAACACUGUUUUUUAAUUAAUUAAAAUUCAACAAUUCCCAAAAUUAACCAAAAUUCAUCCUACUUUUUUUUGGAAUAUACUAUUCCCUCCCUCCCUCCCUCACCACCGUCAACCCUUGAGAAACUCUGAUCUUCACUGUCCUCUAACAUGAUAAACGAAAUAAAAUUAAAACUUUACAUAAAUUUCCCUGAAGAAUUUCUCCCUAAGAGCCCUUGUUAGCUUCAACAAAUUUGCCCAUCAGAUCUCUUUCUUUUUAUGGGCUUUUUUACUUAAUAAAAUUUCUUACUUUUUUUUUUCUGUCAGACCUUCUUCUUUCAUUCAAUAACUUGUCAUUGUACUGUUCUUUCUUUAGAUCUGGCGAUGUAAACUCAGAUUCUGUUUAGAGUUUCACGUCACUUGGGUUUUCUAUUUUUUGGUAAAUUUAUUUAUUUAUUCGUAAUAAUUAUUAUAAUUAAAAUUUUCGAUGGAUUUGGAUGAGUUUCGAUCUAUUCUUGACUCGGCGAACGUGGACGUGUGGACGUUUAUUGACACAGCGAUUCUAGUGGCGUCGCUGGACUACACGGCGGAGUUGAAGGAGCGGCGGGAUAAGAUUGUGGAGAGGCUUUAUGCCACGUGUAUUUCCACGCGGUGUCGAAACUGUGACUUCGGUGGCGGCGGAGAUAGUCGGGUUAAUGGAGUCGACGAUAAGAUUGAGAAGGAGAUUGAUCAUGAUGGCUUAAAUAAAGGCCACGAGUCGCCCUACACGCCCCGUUCAGUUGAUGUUGAUGAUGAUCACCACGAUCAUGUUGAUCAAGAUGAUGAUUUGGAUCCUUAUGGCGGCUUGUUUGAUGAUGAACAGAGAAAAAUUCUUGAAAUUAGAGAGCAUCUCGAAGAUCCUGACCAGUCUGAAGAUUCUCUGAUUGAUCUGCUUCAAAAUUUGGCAGACAUGGAUAUAACAUUCAAAGCUUUAAAGGAAACCGAUAUUGGGAGGCAUGUGAAUCGAUUGAGGAAGCAUUCAUCCAAUGACGUUCGAAGAUUAGUGAAGCAUCUCGUUAGAAAAUGGAAGGAGAUAGUAGAUGAGUGGGUGAGAUUGAAUCAACCUGGAGAAGUCAGUGCCCCGACGCUAAUGGAUGGAGACUCACCCCAACAAAAGAUUCCCCAGAAUGGGCGUCACCAGGUUCCGGAUUUUGCAUACUCUCCAAACCCACAGAAUGGAAGUUCUGGGUCAGAGAGGAAUAAUUCAGAGCCGGAAAGGAAGCCUAAACCGAAUUCGAAUUCAAAUGUGAAUCUGCCCCAGAAAGAAGCUGCUGCAUCUAAACCUCCAGCAGCUCAUGUUCCUCUAAGUGUACAGCGAAUGAGAGAACAACAACAACGUCAACAACAGCAACAAAAGGAAAGAAAUUUUGAUUCCGAUAGGCUUGAUUCAGCCAGAAAACGGCUUCAAGAGAGCUAUAAGGAGGCUGAAAAUGCCAAAAAGCAAAGAACAAUUCAAGUGAUGGACAUUCAUGAGAUACCAAAGUCCAAGCCAAAAAACUCCUUCUUUGGAAAGAACAAAAGCAGUGGAUCACAAGGCGGCAGACACUGGUGAAUGAACAUGGAAAAGACAAAGAUUAUCAAAAUUGUUACAAGUUAAAAACCCCUUUAUUGAUGUGGUUGGUUCAACCCCAAAAGGCUUUUUCUCGGCCUUUAUCGGGUGUGUGCCGGAAAAUCUUCAAACGGGUUUAUCUUUUUUAAUUUUUUGGAGGAAAAAACAAUUUUCUUUUGAUGAAUGGUUAAGAAAACAAAGUAAUAUAAAGCAAAAUAGAUUUUUUA